AUGUCGCUCGUUCGUCUGCUUGAUCCAAUAGCACUUGGCCGGAGCUUGUCGAUGGUCCUCGGGAAACCGAUACGGGAUCCCACCCGUGCGACGGCCUACGUCGAUCCUCUGGGCGCCUCUCCCGCUUUCAGCACCGUCGGCCGUGUCAUCACCAUCUUCACCUGGGCAACAAGAGCAAUACGUCUGCGCCAGGUUAAGAAAAUGACGGAUGGGAUGCUCGCAUUCCCGAUGACUGUGAGCUCGCUCGCUCGUCCGUCCGUCAAGCCACAUCCCGGGCAAGGCGCUUGA
This is a messenger RNA of Colletotrichum abscissum, 288 nucleotides long. RefSeq lists its product as uncharacterized. NCBI's taxonomy places the organism in Eukaryota, Fungi, Ascomycota, Sordariomycetes, Glomerellales, Glomerellaceae. The transcript has a single exon. The record is from RefSeq and is a predicted model, not a curated record. Bases 1 to 288 code for a protein of 95 amino acids.